AAUUGAAUGAAAUCCUCUGAUCACUAACAAUAAAAUUCAGUUGGUUGGCUUUUAAACUUGGUUGGAAAAUUUUCUCCAAAAGAUUUAGAGAAAUCAAAUCUAAAGGAAAUUGGAGAAGAAUAUAUGAAAAAGAUCUUACUCUAUCCUCAACUGUAAUCAGGGAAUGUUUUUAGUUACAACUAAUAAAAAUAAGAAUUCUCCGAAAAACUAUUUCAUAUAUAUCCGAAUAUUCUAAUAUGUCAACAGGACAAAAUUCAUACUCAUUUAAUAUUGAGUAAUUGCAGUAUUUAAAAAGAGUUAAUCUAAUACAAAGAAGCAAAAACCUAUGGAUUAAUUAUAUCUAAUAAUUUAGGGAACACAUAUCUAUUCUUUUCUUAAUUCAUUCAGUAUCGAAACUGGUACAAAUUGAUGAAAUAAUAUUGUAAAUUGAAUGACUUUUUUGGGAAAUACAAAUUGACAGAUAGAAUGUUGCCUGGAAUUUAUUAAUGCUACAAAAAAACUGUAAUUAUUUGUUUUUAAUUUAGAAUAAUGCAUAAUUCACAGUUCAAAUAUACAAGAUGGAAGACUUUGAAUAAUGGCCUGAGAUAGAGGAGGUUGUUCAUAAUGAAAUCUAAAUGCUGCGAUCAAUCAAGCAUUCAAAUUUGUUGCAAUUAAGAAGAGUAUACGAAGAUGACUCAUAUUUAUUCAUCCUAUAUGAGCAUUUCAAAGGAGAAUCCCUUUAUAAUUUAAUAUUAACAAAUCCGUUACACGAAGUUCAAAUAGCUUCAGUAAUUAGCUUAUCUAUUAAAUUAGAUCGUUUAUCAAAUCUUGCAACUGCUUAAAUUUUUGGAUAAACAUUAAUUUUAUCAUGGAAAUCUCAACCCUCUAAACAUAAUUAUUAACUCCAAUAAUUAACUCCUUCAGAUCUUUUUGAUUAACUUAUCCUUCAAAGUAUUGAUUGUAUUGGUAUCUAUAGCAAUAUAGAAUAAAUGACAAAUUAGACUGGAUUUUGAAUAGAUAGAUCGAAGGAUUUAUAGCCCCUGAGUUUUAUAAUGGAGUACCCCCAAAUAUUACCUCUGAUUUGUAUAGUUUAGGAGUCUUGCUUUAUUUCAUGACAUUUCCAACACAGUUGCCUAGUGAGAAGCAUUUUGAUAAAUAUGAAAUCGAUACAACUAAAAUUUAGAAAUUAUUGUAGAAGAAAUUGUCUUAGAUUCCUAAUGAUGGAACCUCCCCACUUGAUAAAUCAAUAGAGAAGAAUAUCAGUCUAAGCGAAUUAGAUUUAUUAUCAAAAUUGCUAGAAACCAAUCCUAGUAUUUAUUUCUUAAAUAAUAGAGCAAAGAAUCACAAUAUCUGAUAGUAUGAAACAUCAUUGGUUUGUGAAUAUUAAGAGCAAAAUUAAAUAGCUGAAUGUUAUUAAAAAGAAAAAGGUAGAAUUACCUUCAUUAAGAACAAUUAUAGAAUUAAGAUCCUAAAGUGAACUAGAUCUUAAGGUUUAAUCUUAACUAUCCAAUAACAGACGACACUCAAGAUUAGCUGCAAACUAGGUUGAUGAUUUUGAUGUAGGUAAUCUUUGAAUAUAUUAAAGUUAGUUCCUGAUGAAGGGCAUCCUUUAGAGUAGGUUGCUGAUCUAGAUUUUUGUUAAUUGCUAAGAAGCAGCACUUAAUUAAGAAAAUUAUAAACCUUAAGCAACAAAUCCAUUGGUUGA
Paramecium octaurelia is the source of this 1684-nucleotide messenger RNA. The record is from the annotation of a GenBank genome assembly. NCBI's taxonomy places the organism in Eukaryota, Ciliophora, Oligohymenophorea, Peniculida, Parameciidae.